Molecule: messenger RNA, 1773 nt
Organism: Erythranthe guttata (spotted monkey flower)
Lineage: Eukaryota; Viridiplantae; Streptophyta; Magnoliopsida; Lamiales; Phrymaceae
Source: RefSeq, a predicted model, not a curated record
AUGGGAUUCUCGAUCGAAAGGGUUACCAAUGUACCGCCAGGCAGGGGUGAAGACUAUUACUUGAGACUGUUGUUGAACUUUCAAAGAGGUUGCACGUGUUACGAUGAUCUUAGGAAAAUCGAGGAUCACGUCUACCCAACUUUCAAAGAUGCGUGCUUUGCGCUUGGACUACUGGAUGACGACAAGGAGUACAUAGCUGGCAUAAAUGAGGCAAACGAGUGGGCCAGUGGUGACUAUGUGAGACGAUUAUUCGUCGUACUUAUGGUCGCAAAUAAUAUGAGCAGGCCGGAACAUGUGUGGGAGUGUUGCUGGAAAGAAUUCGCCGAGGAUAUUGAGUACAGACUGCAACAACGUCGUACCAAUUCAGGUCCACCUGUGUCAGACGAUACUCUGAGAAAUUACGCUUUGAUCGAAAUAGAAAAUAUAUUGCAAAGCAACAGCAAAAGCCUGAGUAACUUUCCCCCAAUGCCGAUUCCAAUUGGGCCGAUGACGGACAACACGGUAAAUAGAUUAGUUCUCGACGAGUUGGACUAUGACGUUGAUGCUAUGCGUGAAGAACUUAAGAAAUACCUUUCAUCCAUUACUGAUGAGCAGAAAAAAGUGUUCGAUGAUAUCAUGGAUGCUGUUACAAAUGACAGAGGAGAAAUAGUUAUAAAUGUUGCUUCCAGUGGUAUUGCUUCGCUUCUACUUCCAGGUGGCAGAACUGCUCAUUCUAGAUUUGGACUGCCAAUAAUUGUACAUGAGAGCUCCACAUGCAGCAUCAAACAACAGAGCCCACAGGCAGAAUUGUUGUCUAGAGCAAAGCUAAUCAUAUGGGACGAGGCAUCGAUGAUGCACAUAUAUUGUUUCGAAGCACUCGACAAAACAAUGAAAUCUAUACUUGAUUCAUAUAUGCCAUUCGGAGGCAAGGUCGUAGUGCUUGGAGGGGACUUUCGGCAAAUUUUGUCAGUUGUGUUGAAAGCGUCGAGACAAGACAUUGUGCAUGCUACAAUCAAUUCAUCACCGUUGUGGAGGCAAUGCAAAGUUAUGAAGUUAAACAAGAACAUGAGACUUGAGUCGUCCUUCUUUUCCGCCAAUGCAGAUGAAAUAAGAGAAUUUGCGGACUGGAUAUUGAGAAUCGGCAAUGGCGAUGCUGGCGAGAUAAAUGACGGUAAUGCCACAAUUGAAAUUCCCGAUGACAUGCUGAUUCGGAAUUCUGCAGAUCCCUUUUUGGAUCUUAUAGAGUUUGUCUAUCCGGAUCUGGUGACCAACCUUUUCACUCCCGAGUAUUUCGAAGGCAGAGCAAUCCUUGCACCCACUAAUGAAAGUGUCGGUUUUGUAAACGAUCAUUUUUUGUUGAUCAUAACUGGAGAGGAGAAGGUCUAUUUCAGCUCAGAUAGUAUGUGCAAGGAGGAGUUGUUGUCGGAUGUCAACGCAGAAAUAUACUCACCAAAUAUCGAUCAGGCCAGAGGAUUGUGCAAUGGAACAAGGCUUCAGAUUAUUAAUAUGGGAAAACACGUUCUCAACUGCAGGAUCCUGUCCGGUAAACAUGUUGGUGAUAUGGUGUUCAUUCCUAGAAUGACUUUGGUACCGUCCAACUCUGCAUUGCCUAUUAAAUUCCAGCGACGUCAGUUUCCGCUGAUGGUAUCAUUCGCAAUGACAAUCAAUAAAAGUCAAGGACAAACUCUUUCUCACGUGGGCAUGUACUUGCCGAGACCUGUUUUCAGUCACGGACAGCUCUAUGUCGCACUCUCGAGGGUUAAGAGUCGAAGUGGCAUAAAGAUUUUUGAUUAA